Molecule: messenger RNA, 1332 nt
Organism: Arachis ipaensis
Lineage: Eukaryota; Viridiplantae; Streptophyta; Magnoliopsida; Fabales; Fabaceae
Product: protein FAR1-RELATED SEQUENCE 5-like
Source: RefSeq, a predicted model, not a curated record
AUGACUGAGAUUAGGAACACCAAUUUUGACAAGACAAGGAAGGAAUCAAGGAUACCCAUUAACCAAUCAAUACAUUGCAAUCGUGAAGGUUAUUGGGAGUCUCAAGUGAAGGCAGCAUCUCGAGUAAAGAAAAUAACAACCACGAGAUACAGAGCAAGGAUGUACGUGAUGUUUGAUAGGCAGAAGGAUAUUUGGAUGGUGUCAAAAUUAGAAUUAAAGCAUAGCCACCCGUGUUCUACUAAGCAACCUGUCCAUUACUACGAGUAUAGAGAACUGACUAUGCAUGCCAAGUAUGUAAUUGAGGACAACGAUGAGGCUGGCAUAUGGCCCAACAAGACUUACUUCGCAUUGGAGAACGAGGUUGGUGGGUUGUCGAAUUUGGGUUACUCAGAAAAGGAUGUGAGGAAUUACAUUACAAGCAAUCUGUGCUUAGAUGUCGACGCAGCUAACAAGUUUAGGAGUGUGCUCUGGAUAGAUGCAAGGUGCAGGGCUUCCUACGAUUAUUAUGAAGAUGUGAUAUUGUUUGACACAACAUAUAGUAGAAACAAGUAUGGACUACCAUUUGCAUCUCUUGUUGGUGUCAACCAUAACGGAAAGUCCAUUAUGCUUGGAUGUGCUUUGCUGGGGAAUGAGAAAAUACGUAGUUUUAAGCCAUCAUCACAGACCAGUGUAAGUCCAUGUGAUGCUAUUAACAAUGUCCUUCUAAAUACUCUCCACCGACGGUGCAUAUGGCACAUAUUGAAGAAGAUACCACAUGAGCUCGAAGGAUAUACUCGGUACAGAGAAAUAAAUGCUAAAAUGACUACCACUAUAUGGAAUGUCCAGUUUGUGGAAUCUUUUGAGAAGGAUUGGGCUGGAUUCAUUCCUAAGUUUAAUCAAGAGCACAACAGAUGGCUAUCAGAUAGAGUACCAUCUUGCUAUGUUCUCCCUCGAGGGAGCAAGAAUGUACGGUGCAAAUACACUUACAUCAAGAGCAACCAUGACGAAAAUCGAUCGGAUGAAAGACACAACUUAGUCAGAGGAUUGUGUUCACGUUUCUUUAAUGUUGCCCAAGAUUUCGUGACCUGCGACGAAGAAGCGAACACGUUACAUUCAGGUCUUGACGAGCUAUUUGAUUAUCAUUCGAACUUGGGGUCCAAAAGUGUUGCACCUACACAAAACAGCAUGGUGACACAGUAUGAGUUCGCUCUUGGUGCAGAUAAUAUUCGAGGUCCGUCAAAGGUGGCAACUAAGGGUCGGCCGAGAUCGAAGAGGCUUGGAUCUAAACUGGAUAGCUCGACCAAGAAAUCUAUGCGAAGAAAGAAGAAAAAUGCACCUCCAAAAAUGAUGUAG